Messenger RNA from Meloidogyne enterolobii, 1565 nucleotides. The record is from the annotation of a GenBank genome assembly. Lineage: Eukaryota; Metazoa; Nematoda; Chromadorea; Rhabditida; Meloidogynidae.
AUGGAAAAUAAUUUCGGCAUUGGUGAUGUUAAUGAAGAAGAUAACAAAACAGCGUUAUCAGUUAAUAAAUUAAAUGAAGAAAAGGAAUUAAUUCAAACAACUUUCUCAAUUUCUUCAUUUAAUAAUGAAAAUGAAUCUUUUAGUUCUUUAACUGACAAUUCAGAAUCUACAGAAGAAUUAAAUGAAAGAAAAUUAUCUCCUCGUUCAGCACUUAUUCCCUUUGUGGACCCUUUAUGUAAUCCAAAAAAACCAGUUAAAAUACAAUUUUCUGAUAUUUCAUCAGCAGCGUUUAAUAUAAGAGAUGGAAUUGUUAGAACACCCACAAUGAGAUCCAAAAGUUUUUCAUCAAUGUUCGGAGUCGAUCUAUACCUCAAACGAGAAUAUCUACAUGUAACUGGUAGUUUCAAGGAGAGAGGUGCUCGUUUUGCAUUAAUUCGACUUAACGAAGAACAAAAACGUAUUGGAGUUAUAGCAGCUUCUGCAGGAAAUCAUGCUCUAGCUUUAGCCUAUCAUGGUCAACAAUUGGGAAUUCCAGUUACCGUAGUCAUGCCUAAAUGUGCUCCCUUAAUGAAAAUAAAUUCUUUUAUUUUACAUGGUUUAAAUAUACAAGAAUGUAAAUUACAUGCAUAUGAAUUAGCACAAGAAAAUAAACAAAAAUAUAUUAAUGGAUUUGAUAACCCUGAUGUUAUUGCUGGACAAGGCACAAUUGGAUUAGAAAUUUUAGAGGAGGUAAAAGAUGUUGAUGCAAUCCUUGUUCCAGUUGGUGGCGGAGGUCUAAUUGCCGGUGUUGCUUUAGCUGUUAAAACACUUAAACCUGAAGUUUCCAUUAUUGGAAUAGAAUCAGAAAUCUGCCCAUCCUUCGCUAAUGCACUAAAUGGCACAAACGACCCUCUAUUUCCCGAUCAAAGUUUAGCCGACGGUUUAUCAGUCCCCACAGUAGGAAGCAAUGCUUUACUCAUUGCUCAAGGGUUAAUUGAUCAAAUGAUUACUGUUUCUGAAGGCUCUAUUGCUUUGGCUAUUCUACGCCUUAUUGAGGUAGAAAAAUCAGUUGUGGAGGGAGGAGGCGCGGUUGGACUUGCUGCUUUGGUAUCUGGAAAGCUUGACCAUUUAAGAGGAAAAAGAGUAGUGGCAAUUCUGACAGGUGGAAAUAUAGACACUACAGUUCUUGGAAGAACAAUUGAACGGGGUUUGGCUGUCGAUGGUCGACUAAUUAAAUUUGACGUUGUUGUUUCUGAUCGUCCUGGAGGCAAUUAAAAUUUAAUUUGAAUAAAUUUAAAUAAGAAAUUAAAAAAAGGAAUUGCCGAAUUGACAGCGGAAAUAGCAAAAAUAGGUGCUUCUAUCAAAGAAAUAUUUCAUGAACGUGCCUGGUUAUCAGCUAAUAUUCAUUCAGUUAUGGUUAAAAUUGUUUGUGAAACUAGAGGGGAACAACAUGUACAGGAAUUAAUUGAAAAAUUAAAUAAAAAAUAUAAACAGGUAUUUUGAUGGAAAUUAAUAAAAAUAUAUCUUUUUUAGAUAAAUUUUCCAAAAUCAAAUUCAAUUUAUUAUGGAAUGAAUAAUAUUUGUAU